GGGUAUUUUAGACAUUUACAUGAUUUUCCACAAAGUUCUCAGCCCUAGCCAAAGUUCCCGCUAAAUCGCACCCAAUUCCGAGGAAGGGAGAUGGGAUCGCCGGCGAACCAAAUCACGAAUCUGGUCUCCCUCCGGCGAUCCCUUCUCUAUUCUGCAGUACGUCGUCUCUCCUCAAAUGCCGUCCCCGCUUCCUCGGAAUUCUCUUCUCCCCCCUCCUUCGCACCACCAGCGGAUACCACUGAGAAGGACGAUAUGAUAUACCUGAAGCGGCCGAACUCAUCGUCAUCGUCGCAUUCAGUGACACGCGACGAGGUAUCUGUGACGAUGCCGAUGACCUUCAUGACGGGAUCCGUGGUGGGAAAACGCUUCUACAAGGAGGUGACCACCCGAAUGGCAGACGACGGCAACGGUUGGACGGUGAUGCUCGACUACCGCACUCUCAAGACCCCUUCCAAGCGACCCCUUAAGCUCCCAAAUUUGGCCCUAGCUAAGGCUAUUGCUGCCGAGUGGGAGUAUCAGCAAACAGAUGGGAUUAGGCCUUUUACAAUGCCCCUAAUGAAGCUCGCUUGCACUGCUCUUGAAAGAGUUCCACUCACACGUGCGCAAAUAAUACAAAAUUUGAUAGAUAAGUUUCACCAAGAUUUGGUAUUCUGCCGCUCACCUGGUGAUACUGAUUUGACUAAAGGUUUGCGAGAGAAACAAGAGGAGAAAAUUGACCCUUUAAUUGAAUGGCUUCAAUCAGAAUUUCACUUUAAACCAAAACUACAUUCCAGCCUUUUUGGUGGCAAGCAGGACGAAAUCUUCGUCAAUGCUGUAGAAAACGUUCUCAAGAAGACUACCGACUCCGAGUUAGCAACAAUAGACGCAAUAGCCUCUUCCGCACAUUCUUUGGUCAUCGCUCUUGCGAUUUUCCGUGAGAGACUCGAUAUAGAAGAAGCCAUGGAAUUGAUCAGGCUUGAAGAAGACCUGCAGGUUGACAAGUGGGGUUUAGUUGAAGGUGGUCAUGAUGUUGAUAUUGCUGAUCUUCAGGUGCAAAUCUCCUCUGCUGUUGUAUUUUUACAUUUGUCAUAUAGGCAGUAAGCUCAACUCUCUCUUUCCAUGUCUACUUUGGGUAACAAUAUCCAAAGCUUAAAUUUGAUCAGGCUGAGCUUUAUGGCCAUUAAAUUUAUUCUGAUUAGUAUUAGAUUAUAAUAUUUUUGAAAUAAAAUUAAUGGUUAAUACUAUUUGUCA
Messenger RNA from Phalaenopsis equestris, 1230 nucleotides. Its product is annotated as ATP synthase mitochondrial F1 complex assembly factor 2. The record is from RefSeq and is a predicted model, not a curated record. Lineage: Eukaryota; Viridiplantae; Streptophyta; Magnoliopsida; Asparagales; Orchidaceae. Gene Ontology annotation, biological process: mitochondrial proton-transporting ATP synthase complex assembly. Bases 91 to 1080 code for a protein of 329 amino acids. Gene Ontology annotation, cellular component: mitochondrion. The transcript is spliced from 4 exons.